Molecule: messenger RNA, 1122 nt
Organism: Leptopilina boulardi
Lineage: Eukaryota; Metazoa; Arthropoda; Insecta; Hymenoptera; Figitidae
Product: cAMP-dependent protein kinase catalytic subunit 1-like
Exons: 1
Coding region: 1-1068 (355 amino acids)
Biological process (GO): peptidyl-serine phosphorylation
Cellular component (GO): nucleus; cAMP-dependent protein kinase complex
Molecular function (GO): ATP binding; cAMP-dependent protein kinase activity
Source: RefSeq, a predicted model, not a curated record
AUGAUUGAUGAAAACAGGGAAAAUGGUUUCAAAGAAUAUAAAUCAAUUUUAGAAGAUUUAAAACAUUCUUUUCAAAAUAAAUGGAAAAUAAAAAGUUUUUCCUCUAAUAAUAAUAAUAAAAAUGAAUCAUCAUUGGACGAUUUCGAAAGAAUUCGAACACUUGGUACUGGUGCAUUUGGACGAGUAAUGUUAAUUAAACAUAAACAAUCAUCAAGAUAUUAUGCGAUGAAAAUUUUGACAAAAGCCAAAAUUAUUGAAUUAAAUCAGGUGAGUCACACCUAUAAUGAAAAAAAAAUUUUACAAUGUCUCAAAUUUCCCUUUGUCAUUUAUAUGGAAUAUUUUUUUAAAGACAAUUCUUAUAUUUAUUUAAUUCUUCCAUUUAUAAGUGGCGGUGAAAUGUUUUCCUAUUUAAAACAAAUGGGAAAAUUUGAUGAAAUAACAGCAAAAUUUUAUGCAGCUCAAGUAACAUUGGCUUUAGAAUAUUUACACUAUUGCAAUGUUGUUUAUCGUGAUUUAAAACCAGAAAAUAUUCUUAUUGAAAGAAAUGGAUAUUUAAAAUUGACAGAUUUUGGUUUUUCUAAAGUUAUUGAAGGAAGAACAUGGACAUUAUGUGGUACACCUGAAUAUUUAGCACCGGAAAUUAUUUUAUCAAAAGGAUAUGGAAAAUCAGUUGAUUGGUGGAGUUUUGGUGUUUUAUUAUAUGAAAUGAAUAUUGGCUAUUCACCAUUUUAUUCAUCAAGACCAAUGAAAAUUUAUGAGAAAAUUGUCGCUGGAAAAUAUAAAUUUCCCAUUAUUUUUGGUAAUGAUUUAAAGGAUCUUUUGAAAAAUAUUCUUCAAAUUGAUUUAACAAGACGUUAUGGAAAUUUAAAGAAUGGUUCAAUGGAUAUUAAACGACAUUCAUGGUUUAAAACAAUUGAUUGGAUACAAAUUUAUAAUCAAGAUAUUGAAGCACCUUAUAAGCCAAAAUUUAAACAUUUGGGAGAUUCAAGUAAUUUUGAUCACUAUAAAGAAGAAUCAUUUAAAAUUGAGAGUUUUGAUCAUUAUCCUGAAGAAUUUGCUGAUUUUUAAUGAAAAAUUUAAUAAUUCGUUAAAAAAAUUAAUUAAUUAAUAUUAAAGAAGAAA